Molecule: messenger RNA, 3645 nt
Organism: Salmo salar (Atlantic salmon)
Lineage: Eukaryota; Metazoa; Chordata; Actinopteri; Salmoniformes; Salmonidae
Product: E3 ubiquitin-protein ligase TRIM21
Molecular function (GO): protein binding; zinc ion binding
Source: RefSeq, a predicted model, not a curated record
AGAGGUUGAAAAGGCAGAAAGGGUACGGUUGUAAUGACGUAUGUACAAGUCGCUAGUUCAUACUGUAUUCUGAAGAGAAAGGCCUUUACCUGACUCUACCUGAGGAAGAGGAUGCUCCAGCAGGGACCUACAGCAGCUCUGGAGGACGAGCUCAGCUGUCCCAUCUGCUUUGAAUUCUUCCAGGACCCAGUGAGUCUGAAAUGCCCAACACAGCUUCUGCCGCGGCUGCCUGGGAGCACCAGCAUGGAUACAACAAAAGCUGCGCGAAUGCCCCGUCUGCGGGCGAAGGCAUUCCGUGGACGAUUUACAUCCCUCCAUGUCCAACAUGAAACUAAGGAACAUAGUGGAGGCCUACCUGCAGAGAGAGGAGAAGGAGGGGAAUGAGGGGAGAGCAGUGUGUCUUGUGCUGGGUUCCAUACAUAACAAGAAGCUCAGGUUUUUCUGUAAGGAGUGUGAGGAACUUGUUUGUGCUGUGUGUGUGGAGACCGAGCUGCAUGCCAAGCAUACACACCUGUCAGUGAAGGAGGAAGCGCAAUGGCGUAAGAGGGAACUCACGGCACUGCUCUACAACCUUCCUGAGAAACUGGAACUGGACAUAAAGCAAGCGAGAGCAUCAAGAGAGCGUGCAGCACAAUACAUCAAGGUAUGUCGCUAGCUAAAUAACACAAAGAUAUUUACACAGAUACAUGUCUAUCUUAUUGUACUGUUCCAGACCCAGGCCCAGACCACAGCAGGACAGAUCAAGAAUGAGUUUGCGAAGCUCCACCAGUUCCUGAGAGCGGAGGAGGAGGAGGCCAGACAGGCAGCUCUGAAACAGGAGGAGAGCAAGAAGACAGGGUUACUGACUGAGAGGAUCAACCGCCUCACCAGCGACGUGACUUCCCUCUCUGAGAGAAUCUCAGACGUACAGUACAGGAUGUUAAACAGAUGAUGUCUCAUUCUUGCAGGUUCAUCUCACAUAUUUUAACAACGUUCUAUAUUCAUGGUACAACUGUUAAAUGUACUGAGGCUUUCUCAAAUUAUUUUUUUAAUUUUUUACUGAGAUCCACGUGUUUUUUGUUUCAGAUAUACAAGGACUUGAAAGACACGUAUGCAACAUUACAAUGAUCAUCAUAAGUCAAAUAUUUGAUCAGUCUCCAACAUUAUUGACACAAAAUGUGUGAACUGUAUGUAAUUUCAGUACACUGCAGGAUCCAGAGCCUUUAUCAGGAACACUGAUAGAUGUGGCCCAACACCUGGGCAACCUGAGGUUCAAGGUCUGGGAGAAAAUGCAGAAAAUGGUGCAAUACAUCUUUAAGUGGAGCAAAUCAACACCAAAACACUGGACCAGUUUGCCAGCAUUCCAGACAGCGUCAUCAGUCCCUAGCCCAGCCACCCUACGGUAGGUACACCAGCUCAGAACAAGCACACAUCUCUCCAUCAUGGCUGCCACCUGGACCCUGGAGGAUGACAUGUCCUGCCCUGUGUGCUGCGAUGUUUUCACUGACCCUGUGGUGCUGGGCUGCAGCCACAGCUUCUGCAGGAGCUGCCUGGACAACUACUGGAACACUCAGGUCAUCAAAAAGUGCCCCGUCUGCCGCCUCCAUUCCCUAACCGACGCUCCACCCAGUAACCUGGCUCUGAGGAACAUCGUGGAGACCUUUGCGAGGGAGAGGAGCCACAAUACCACCAAGCAGGAGGAGACGAGAAAGGGGGAGAAGGAGAGCCAGGGAAGGAGGGAGUCAGGAGGGAGGAGUGGGUUGGUACGGGAUGGGGAUGAAAGGUGCAGUCUCCAUGGGAAGAGGUUGUUGUUGUUCUGUGUGGAGGACCAGGAGGCUCUGUGUGCGGUGUGUCAGACCUCCAGGAGACACAGGAGCCAUCAGCUCUGCCCUGUGGAUGAGGCUGCUCAGGAACUCAAGGAGGAAGUGAAAGCAUCUAUCAUCCCCCUGAGGAGGAAGUUGGAGACAUUCCAAAAGUUGAAGGAGGAUUGCAUGAAAACAGCAGAACACAUCAAGAGCCAGGUCAAGCAAACAGAAAGAAAGAUAAGAGAUGAGUUUGUGGAGCUGCAUCACUUUCUGCGUCUGGAGGAAGUUGUCCGGCUGUCUGCCCUCUCUGAGGAGGUGGAGAUGAAGACAGUUAUAAUGACAGAGAAGAUUGAACACCUGGCCAAGAAGAUGACCUCCCUGACCAGCAACAUCAGAGAGAUAGAACAGAAUAUAGAGGCAAACGACCUUCAAUUUCUCCAGGCUUACAAGAACAACAAAGCAAGGGCCAACUGUACAUUGCAGGAUCCAGAGCCUGUAUCGGGGGCAUUGAUCGAUGUGGCCCAACACCUGGGCAACCUAAGGUUCAAGAUCUGGGAGAAGAUGCAGGAGAAGGUGCAAUACACCCCAGUGACUCUGGACCCUAACACCGCGGCCCCCUGGCUCUCUCUCUCAGACGACCUGACCAGUGUGUGCGUCAGUGGAGAGAAGUCUCACAUCCCCAACAACCCAGAGCGCUGUGACACGUGUGUUUGCGUGCUGGGGGCCGACCCCUUCAGUUCCGGCAGUCACUGUUGGGAGGUGGAGGUGGCGGGUAAGACCAGAUGGGACCUGGGGGUCCUGAGAGAGAGUGUGCGUAGGAAAGGGGUCCUGAGUGUGAACCCUGUCCACGGGUUCUGGGCCCUGUCCCUGAGGGACGGCGGCCAGUACAGCGCCUGCACCAUGCCCUGGACCCGUCUCACUCUGAAGAGGAGGCCCAGGAGGGUCAGAGUGUGUCUGGACUAUGACGCGGGAGAGGUGACUUUCUAUGACCCCACUGACAUGUCACUCAUCUAUACAUUCAGGGACAAGUUUAAAGAGCCAUUGCUGCCCUACCUCUGUCCCUGUGUGAGUGACAGCGGCCGCAAUGCUGAGCCACUAAAGAUAUGCCCUGCCAAAGUGUCAUUGGUUCAUGAUGUUGGUGAUUGUCACGUCCUGACCCUUGUAAGAGGUCAUUUUCUAUAGUAGAAUGGUCAGGGCGUGACAGGGGGUGUUUUGGGUGGUUUUUCUAUGUUGUCUAUUUCUAUGUUUUAGUUCUAGUUUGUCUAUUUCUAUGUUGUGUUUGUUUGGGUUGAUCUCCAAUUGGAGGCAGCUGAUCCUCGUUACCUCUAAUUGGAGGUCAUAUUUAUGUUGAUGUUUGUCCCUCCUGUUUUUGUGGGUGAUUAUCUUUUGAGUAGUGUGCUUUCCUCUCUGCGUCACGGUUUGUUGUUUUUUGGGUUUCAAGUAUUUAGUGUAUUGCAUUUAGUUUCACGGAAUAAAUAAAUGUGUGGAACUACGAACACGCUGCAUUUUGGUCCAAUCCUUUGAACAGCCGUGACAGUGAUAAAGUUUUGUAGAUUACAAUAUGUAUUUUUUAGAGGAGACAUUGCUAAUGCAUCCAUAUGUCUCACUAUCUAUUAUUAACACAAUGGAUGUAUAUUUUCUGUAUAUAUAUGGAUGUAUAUGUGAAUGGAACAAUUCUUAUCCUAUAUCAUAAGUCAUAUUUGUGUCAUAUGUGUCAAAUGGCAAGAUAAAUUAAACAAAAAAGGUGAUCAUUACUCAACAUUAGUGUUAAUAUUCUGUAAGACUUGUUCUAAAUGCUUAUGAAUGAUCAUGCUUAUAAAUGCGUAUAAAUACAACAAUUAAAAACUUUUAUGUUUAUGAA